Messenger RNA from Penicillium paradoxum, 1110 nucleotides. Its product is annotated as bZIP transcription factor. The transcript has a single exon. The coding region runs from base 1 to 1110 and encodes 369 amino acids. The record is from RefSeq and is a predicted model, not a curated record. Lineage: Eukaryota; Fungi; Ascomycota; Eurotiomycetes; Eurotiales; Aspergillaceae.
AUGUCUUCCACCGAGAAAAAGCGCCUUCGGGAUCGUCGGUCGCAACAGACCCUCCGUGAAAAAAAGCUGCGACAUGCAGCCCAGCUCGAAGAACGAGUGGCGCACUGCGAAAAGCAUCACAGCGACCAAGGUGUGCAGCGACUUGUGCAAGUAAUCAAAGGGCUCCGCCAGCAAAAUGAGACUCUCCUUAUGCGUCAAAGGAGCUUGAAAUGCCUUGUCAACUCCUGGGAGAUAGAACAAGAGGAACCGGCUGCCACCAAUGACUCCAGCUAUGACUGGUCCUCUCUGUACAAACAGAUGAUCAACCGAGAAGCCCAGUUCUCCCUGCAGACGAACUUCAAUGUGUCAAUACCCCAGAAUGGGAUAAGCAGUCCGCUGAAUGUAUCCAUGUCUAAUUCAGCCACACCUCCGCAAAUACAACUCUCACCUCUGGCAUCGCUUUCAUCUCUUUCAUCUCUUUCAUCGGAAACUACACCAUUGUGGAAGCAAAUCCCACCACACAACGACGACUUCUCCAGCCCACGAACAAUAAUCUCCUGUCCCUGGUUCAUUUACCCAGAGCUUAUAACACCAUGUCCGGACAUCCCCGAUUCUCCUCUGGAUUUCUUGUACGGCACGAAAACAAACGCCCUAGCCGAUAUGAUUCACAAAACCUUGCUACGCCGCCCGCUCCGCGCUCCGGAGCGACUAAGCACCGGCUGGCUGACCUAUCACUUCUCGAGAUGGGUUCUUGCCCCCAGCCCUGAAACCUAUAGCAGACUUCCUAUCUUCCUCCGGCCUGUGCAGGGCCAGAUGGCCGUUCAGCAUCCAAUGGUGUUGGAUUUCUUGCCUUGGCCGAGAAUGAGGCUAAACCUGAUCCGGCGGUGGCAUUUGUAUUCCGAUGACCGGGACGAUCUGUUCGGGAUGUUUGCUUGUUGUGUCAAGAUCCGAUGGCCAUGGGGUGAGGAGAUCCUUGAGAGGGAUGAUCGGAACGAGCUACGCAUCAAAAAAGAGUUUUAUGAGACUUUCAUGAGCGAGAGUGGAUGGGGACUUACGCCGGAGUUUAUUAGGCGAUAUCCUGAUCUUUUAGAAGGGAUCGAUAUCAGUCAAAUUGUAUUUGAGCUUUCGUGA